AAGCCACCGGCGAGCGCGGCGGGUGCGCGGCGGAACUGAGCCGAGGCUUUCGCGUGGGAUGCGCGCGCACCGCAACGCAGCACCCGACCGACCCCAUGGAUUAGAUCCCAUCCCAUUCGCUCGGGCCGGAGCCCGGUCGUGGCGUACUUCCCUUUUCACCAUCUCAGCAAUGAUCCCUCCACCUCGACUGAGCCAGGAGUCCGAUGCUUGCGCGCGUCGACGACGGAAAUAAAGGCACGCUCCCCGACUCUCGCGCUCGUUUUUAAGCCAGGAGAACAACACGAUGAAGGGAUCCGAGAAGGCAUCGCGCGAUGAUGGUCGGUGAACGAGCGGGACUCGAGCCGAUGACCCGAUGAUCGGCUGCUGCUCGGCGAGGAUGCUGCAGCUGCUGCGGUGUCCCCGAGGCAGGCUGUCCGCGUCCGCGGCUCUGUGCGCGCUCCUGCUCUGCUGCCUGUACGUGUACCUGCUGGACCGGCCGCCCAGCCAGCAGGACAUCGUGAGGAAGGUGCUGCAGCAGCGCCUCAAGCCCUGGAUGAGGGAUGAGUACAACAUCCGCCGCUACAGAGAGCUGCUGCAGGCGUGCUGUGAUCCCAGGAACAAGUUUGCGGUAACGAAGAAGAACUCCCCCAUAGGGAAGAUCCUGUGGUACGACGGUGAGCUUUACCACUUCCACAAAGUGAACAAGGAAACCUUCUCCCUCUUUAUGCAGGAGACGCCGCUGCAGCUCCCCCUGAAGAAGUGCUCUGUCGUCGGCAACGGAGGGGUCCUGAAGAACAGCGGCUGUGGCAAGGAUAUCGACCAGGCCGACUUCAUUAUGAGAUGCAACCUUCCUCCACUGUCGAAGGAUUACAAAGAGGAUGUUGGGACCAGAACGCACCUGGUGACUGCAAAUCCCAGCAUCAUUGCAAAGAGGUUUCAGAACUUGGUGCGGUCAAAGAGGUCCUUCGUGGAGAGCAUGAAGGUGUACGGCUCCAGCUACAUCUACAUGCCUGCGUUCUCCAUGAAAUCUGGGACAGAGCCCUCGCUGCGGGUCUACCAUGCCCUUGCGGACUGCAGGUCCAACCAGACGGUGCUCUUUGCCAACCCAGACUUCCUAAGCAGUCUAAGUAAGUUUUGGAAAAAUCGGGGCAUCCGUGCCAAGCGCCUGUCCACGGGCCUCUUUUUGGUGAGUCUGGCGCUGGGGCUGUGCGAGGAGGUCACGCUCUACGGCUUCUGGCCCUUCUCCUUGGGCCUGAGGGAGGACUUUGUCAGCCACCACUACUACGAUAACGUGCUGCCCUUGUCCGGCUUCCAUGCUAUGUCCGACGAGUUCCUACAGCUGUGGCAGCUGCACAGUAUUGGCACUCUGCGCAUGCGCAUCGGCGAAUGUUCCCAUGGGUCCGAGAGAAACGUACCACCGGCCGAGGGCACCUGACGCUGCUUCCGGUGCCUCUCCUCCGCAAACCCAGCGUCGGCAAGUAGUUGCUGGGGCACCUGUCUUGAUCUGCUUUGUAUUUUUUUUGUUCGGGAAUCCGGCCAGGUGCCAGAACGUGGGCUGUUUAUACCUUCCGGUUCAUGGCAAGUGUGGCGUCGCCCACAGAGACCUGCAGAAACAGGCGAAACGCAUUGGAAAAAAGGGAGAUAAUCGAGGGACUAAAAAUUGGGAAGAUCCUCAGAAAUAUAUGAACAAAUAGAAAUCCAUGUAGAUAUUUAAACCGUGACUGGGAGUGUAACAGCAGUCAUGGGCACCAGGUACUUUACCGGUUAUGGCCGCUACCUUCGCACUUAGAAGUUGCAGGUUCAAAUUCCCCUCCUCAUAUAUUACCCUUGAGCAAGGUAGCUACCUUGAAUUACUCCAGUAAAAAUUACCCAGUAGCAUAAGUGGGGUAAAUAAUUAGUUGUUCUGGAGAAAAGCAUCAGAUAUAUGGAAGGUAUAUGGAAGGAAGUGAAAUUAUUUAUCAUAGAAAAUAAUGUAGA
Messenger RNA from Scleropages formosus (Asian bonytongue), 1956 nucleotides. Its product is annotated as alpha-N-acetylneuraminide alpha-2,8-sialyltransferase-like. Gene Ontology annotation, molecular function: alpha-N-acetylneuraminate alpha-2,8-sialyltransferase activity. The transcript has 5 exons. NCBI's taxonomy places the organism in Eukaryota, Metazoa, Chordata, Actinopteri, Osteoglossiformes, Osteoglossidae. The record is from RefSeq and is a predicted model, not a curated record. Gene Ontology annotation, biological process: oligosaccharide metabolic process; N-glycan processing. The coding region runs from base 353 to 1414 and encodes 353 amino acids.